Esox lucius (northern pike) is the source of this 2437-nucleotide messenger RNA. Its product is annotated as Rac family small GTPase 1. Gene Ontology annotation, biological process: establishment or maintenance of cell polarity; actin filament organization; regulation of actin cytoskeleton organization. Gene Ontology annotation, molecular function: GTP binding; protein kinase binding; GTPase activity. The record is from RefSeq and is a predicted model, not a curated record. The transcript is spliced from 6 exons. Gene Ontology annotation, cellular component: dendritic spine; cell cortex; cytoskeleton. Lineage: Eukaryota; Metazoa; Chordata; Actinopteri; Esociformes; Esocidae. Bases 295 to 873 code for a protein of 192 amino acids.
UUCAGCUUCCGUUGUCUAAGGGCGUUUUUUCAAGCUUAGCAGCAGAGAUUUUUUUGGGUGGUGGCUGCUGUUUUCCAAGUUUGGAAUUUCACGAAGUUAAUACCGAGGACAGUGAUUUAAAGAAUUUUUCAUACUUUACAAACUAUCGCGAAUUAGGCCCUCCAAUCGAGUCUUCAAACCUGUUUUUUCCCCAUCGGGAAAACAAGUUCAAACAACAAAAGAGUGAUUUACCAGCUAACCGAGAAGCUACAAUUGUAGCUAGCCAGUUUGCUAGCUAGUUUAGGGAGGCGUCAGAUGCAGGCCAUCAAGUGUGUUGUGGUGGGGGACGGUGCUGUGGGUAAAACAUGCCUACUCAUCAGCUACACCACCAAUGCAUUCCCUGGUGAAUACAUUCCCACAGUCUUUGACAACUACUCUGCCAAUGUGAUGGUAGAUGGGAAACCAGUGAAUCUGGGUCUCUGGGAUACAGCAGGACAAGAAGACUACGACAGACUCCGACCUCUGUCGUAUCCACAGACGGAUGUGUUUUUGAUCUGCUUCUCUCUCGUGAGUCCCGCCUCGUUUGAAAACGUCCGUGCCAAGUGGUACCCGGAGGUGAGACACCACUGCCCCAACACCCCCAUCAUCCUGGUGGGCACCAAGCUGGAUCUCAGAGACGACAAGGACACCAUAGAAAAGCUGAAGGAGAAGAAACUCACCCCCAUCACCUACCCCCAGGGCCUGGCCAUGGCCAAAGAGAUUGGAGCUGUGAAGUACCUGGAAUGCUCAGCCUUGACACAGCGUGGCCUUAAGACAGUGUUUGAUGAGGCCAUCCGGGCUGUCCUGUGCCCCCCGCCAGUCAAGAAGAAGAAGAGGAAGUGCUCGCUACUCUAAAUGCCACACACAGGAAGUAGGAAGUACGUCUCUGCAGUCUGAGCUCACCUGUAGGUUAGGGGGAGGAUGUAGAUGGUGUGGGAGUGUUUUAGGGGGAAGAGGGAGGAUUCUACAAAAGCAUAUGUAUCAAGAUGUCAUUUUUUCUCUCAUAUUGUAAUUAGUACGUGCUACUUUAAAAUAUGAUUGAUUUUUAUCAUACGAAUCGUAGAAUUAACUCUUCGUCAGCUCUAGGAAGAUGGGGUUUGGGCAAAGCCCUGCUUUUCCCCUACACUAAGAAAUUCCUGCUGCCUUCUAAAAUGUUAACUUAAAAAAAAAGUUCCUGGAAGAUGAUACUAAUUGCUCUUUUCAAUUUCAGUCUUUUCCACUCUUCUUAAGAGUCCAUAUUGUUUGUUUACAGAUUUCAAUUAAUUGUGUAGAAUUGAGGUGUUGCCAAAAUUCAUACCGCACAUAACGGUCACUACUUUCUAGAAGCUUUAUGUACACUUAAUGUAAUUAAUUUCUUGUUGUUAAUUCUUGCGUUUUCUCUAUGUGCAACAGUCAUUUGCUUAAUCUUUAAACAACUGCUUAUAGUUCAAAUAAAUCAGCAAACUCAAAAUAAUUAGUGUUGUGGAAGUAGCUGCUAAAUUCUUAUCAUACUCUAUGCAGAUACCGUGAAUAUAGGCCACAGAUGGAUUUCAUCCACCCUCAAAUAUAUUGUCAAAACAAUGUCAGUAAUGGACGAUAGCGAACACUUUACAUCUACAUGGAUUAAAUUUUUAUUAGUUUAAUCUAAAUAACCACUUCCAGUGCUUGGUGCUCCCGUCUUAAUCUAAGAAAAUAUCCACUAUUUUGCAUUCAGUGAUCUAGACUACAUACCUGUUAGUCUGGAAGACCAAUUAAGAGUGAACCCUCGUGUUGAAUUAAACAACGGCUUCACAAACUGAGUGUUUUUGUAUAUAAACACAAAAUGCAUCCAGUACAAGUAUUGUCAGUCAUGGAAAUGUACUGUGUAAUCCGCCAGCUUCACACUCCAGACACCAGCGUGCGCUGUAACCUUUUUGUUAUAGGCCUUGUUUGUUACACAAUAGAAUCUAGCCACUCGUGUACAACAGUAUAGUUUGGGUGUGAAGAAUAUGGUGUUUGCUUGCUACUCAAAAGGUAGUUGUCGCUGACUUCAAGUUACCAAGUUUUGGUGUCAUUAACAUCAUGAUGCUGUGAAGAUGUUAGUGUGCUUUGUCGUCACAUCUAUUACUGUAUCUCACAGUUGAAUAGCAUUCAAAAAGUUGUAACUGACCAUGCUGUUUUUGUUAUACUGUAGCUUUUAAUUGCUGUAUUAACAAUAUACGGUAGUUCAGAGAUAUACCUACAAGUGACUAUUUUCCAAGUAAUCUCUAUUUUGAUUGAGCAAUGAUCAAUGUGUGUGGGAGAGUGACACUGUUCUACGGUAUUGCCUGUGAUUCAACAGCACAAUGAAUUCAAUGAUAAUCGGUUUCUCUUUCUGGAUAAAUGUGGUUUUAUUAUGACAUGAUAAAGUAGUUAAUCUGCUGAUUAUUUUUUUUAAGCCAAUAAAUUCAUUCAUUUUAAA